AUGGCGAGAUUGAACGACGACUCGCGUCGGGACUCGUCCUGCACGUCGGAUCCCGCACAUCGCGACGCCGAUUCCGCCGGCGAAGACACCGGGCCCGAGUCCGAAAACAAUUCCUCUGCAUCAUCCACGCGUCAGUCAGCAAGCGACAUCUUCGGCCGCAACAUGGACGAGGAACUGGAACAGAUGAAAUCAACAACUUCCAGUCGCUCGUCCCUGUCUUCAGGGCCAACAUCCGUCGUCGUUCAUACCCUCGACGACCUGAAAUCUGCGCAUUCAAUGGAUCCCCACGAAAAAGUCUCCCUAUACACCACCCACGAAAAUGACGAAGCAGUAUUUGGUGGCUUCGGAAGUCCACCACGAUCUAUACACGCCCUUCGUACGCGCGAAGCUGCUUUCCGCAAACCGAGCUCUGUGCGGGCAAUGCAGAUGCACACAGAGGACGAAGCGGAUGAGGACGACUACUUGACACCCCCGAGACGCCGCCCAGGUUUUCGUUCGCCUGGCUCCUCACCGCUGAAACGCUCGCCGUACUAUUCCCCCAGUUCAUCUCCGAACAAGCACAAGGUUCAAAAGGAAUACCCACUCGUGCUCCUUCAUUGCAAUUUGCUAUCACCCUCCCUUCCCAUACCCGGCGCGGCUGAACCUCAUUAUAACAAACUUCUUGCCGAGGUCCUCCCGCCACCGUAUUGGAAGCGAUGGCAGCGACUGCAGGAGAAAGUUGGAUCCGGUAUACUACGUGAUCGGGGUGUGCUGAUUACCCACCCGGAGGAUAUGUAUGAUUUGUUGGAGGAACGGUUACUGGAAUCUUUGGAGCUACGACGCUCUAGGCUGCACAAUGGCCACUUUCUGGGCGGCGAUGAUGGAAAUUCGGACUCGGAGGAAGAUCUCUCGGACAGGGAAGAGAGUGAGACGGAUGGUGAGCAGGGCGAGGAGUGUCCCGACUGUGGAGGCCGGUUUUUGCGGCAUGCAGACGAGAACCGCAAAUGGGAGAUCAAAGUAUUCGCAGCAAAUGGCUUGAUGCGUGCUGACGCUUGGGCAACUGCUUGGAAGGAGAUGGAGAAAGUCGAUGUCGAGGUCGGGCUCUGGUUGCCGCCAGACGUUCGCCGAGAGUUGGAGAGAAGACUGUCACAGGAACGGACAACGAUCUUCGACAAGGUUGACUCACAGGUAUCUGUCAGGAGUGAUACGAAGCUCCAGGGCACCGACGGUCUACACCUACCUGUUUCGCAACAUCUCCGAACGCCCAGCAAUACAAGCACCUUCCUAUCCGGCUUUUCGCCAUCACACCUUUCAGCCCCUCAAUCCCGACCAGACUCCAGAGCGUCGAGUAGCCAAGUCAGCAAACAGCCUGAGAUUGCCUUGCAGACGCUUAUCAUCAACUAUAUUCGCGUGCUAGCAAGCGACAGACGAAAUGUUGCCCUUUUUGUGCUGAGUAUUCUUGUGGCCUUUCUUUCCAUAGGUUCUUGGCAGCAACAACCUACGCCGUAUUCCAAUAUGCGGCCAUUCCCCCACGACGUGUUUGAGCCGGCCUCGGUGUCAAGUGUUAGCGUUAUGCAGUCUUCAAUCUCUUCAGCAAGCAUUGCUGCCACCGAUGGCAGUACGAUUUCUAGCCCGCUGACUGGCGUCCUGGUAGCCGAGACAAUGAUACCGGCUAUUAAAGAGGAGGUUGUUUCUUUGUCAGGCUCGGCCGAGUUUUCAGUGUCAACAGGCGAGUCUGAGGAGACAUCACCAGAACGGGCUCUUUUGGAUGAAGUUCAAUCUGGCAUAUCGGAAAGUGUGGAAGAACUAUAUUGA
This is a messenger RNA of Penicillium lagena, 1794 nucleotides long. RefSeq lists its product as uncharacterized. The record is from RefSeq and is a predicted model, not a curated record. The coding region runs from base 1 to 1794 and encodes 597 amino acids. Lineage: Eukaryota; Fungi; Ascomycota; Eurotiomycetes; Eurotiales; Aspergillaceae. The transcript has a single exon.